CUCCGCCCGGCGCCGCUGCUCGGAAGGAAGCCGCGGAAGGCUGAGGGGCGGCGGGGCGGAGGCUCCGGAGGACACCGAGUGGAACCGACCCGCUGCAACUCAGCGUCCCUCCCGGCGCCCGCUUGGGCGGACGGCCGCCUCCGAGCAUCGCGCCGGGGCGCGGGCAUGGCAGAACCCACCUUGCGGCUUCUCUGCAGUGUGGCUCGCCCGAUCCACUCCCGGGAAUGAAGAGGAGACUCGCCACCACCCCGGUCAGGCACGGAGAGCCAAAUGGCGAGGAGAUCUAACCGGACAGAAACGAGCGAUCGCUUGGGAGGAGGUCACCCGGGCUUCUUCUGGAUGUAAUCGGAGAGCGUGAAAGAGGUGGCCUCGUGGAAAAGAAAAAGCACAACAAUCCUUUGAGGGGGAGGGAAAUUGAGUUUAUUUAUUUAUUUUUUUUUUGGUCGAGGUUUUGAGAAACGUUUCGAUGUGUUGUACGUUUGAUAAAAGAUGAGAACUUUAUAAAGUAUUCCGUCCGAGAGCCUAAAGGAUGACUGCCCCCGCGCUGCUGCCCCUGUCUGGUCGUAGGAUUCCACCUCUGAACCUGGGGCCGCCCUCCUUCCCGCACCACAGGGCUACCUUGAGACUCUCCGAGAAGUUUAUCCUUCUCCUCAUCCUCAGUGCCUUCAUCACCCUGUGUUUUGGGGCAUUCUUCUUCCUUCCAGACUCUUCGAAACACAAACGCUUUGAUCUGGGCUUAGAAGACGUGUUAAUUCCUCACGUAGAUGCCGGCAAAGGGGCCAAAAACCCCGGAGUCUUCCUGAUCCAUGGACCCGACGAGCACAGACACAGGGAAGAAGAAGAGCGUCUGAGAAAUAAGAUUCGAGCUGAUCAUGAGAAGGCCCUGGAAGAAGCAAAAGAAAAAUUAAGAAAGUCAAGAGAGGAAAUACGUGCAGAAAUUCAGACAGAGAAAAAUAAAGUAGCCCAAGCAAUGAAGACAAAAGAGACCAGAAUUCUGCCACCUGUCCCUGUCCCACAGCGUGUAGGGGUCAGUGGUGGAGACCCAGAAGACACAGAGAUCAGGAAGAAAAGAGAAAAGAUUAAAGAGAUGAUGAAGCAUGCCUGGGACAAUUACAGAACGUAUGGCUGGGGACACAAUGAGCUCAGACCUAUUGCAAGGAAAGGGCACUCCACAAACAUAUUUGGAAGCUCACAGAUGGGUGCCACCAUAGUGGAUGCUUUGGAUACCCUUUUUAUCAUGGGCCUUCAUAAUGAAUUCAUGGAUGGACAAAAAUGGAUUGAAGACAACCUUGAUUUCAGCGUGAAUUCCGAGGUGUCUGUGUUUGAAGUUAACAUUCGAUUUAUUGGAGGCCUCCUCGCAGCUUAUUACCUGUCGGGAGAGGAGAUAUUCAAGACAAAAGCAGUACAGUUGGCUGAGAAACUCCUUCCUGCCUUUAACACACCUACUGGGAUUCCCUGGGCAAUGGUAAAUCUGAAAAGUGGAGUAGGUCGGAACUGGGGCUGGGCGUCUGCAGGCAGCAGCAUUCUGGCUGAAUUUGGCACACUGCACAUGGAGUUUGUCCACCUCAGCUACUUGACAGGUGACCUGACUUACUACAAAAAGGUCAUGCACAUUCGGAAACUACUCCAGAAAAUGGAACGCCCAAAUGGUCUUUAUCCUAAUUAUUUAAACCCAAGAACAGGGCGCUGGGGUCAGUAUCACACAUCAGUUGGUGGACUGGGAGAUAGUUUUUAUGAGUACUUACUGAAAGCAUGGCUGAUGUCAGAUAAAACAGACCAUGAAGCGAGAAGGAUGUACGACGACGCUGUGGAGGCUAUAGAAAAGCAUCUUAUUAAGAAGUCCCGAGGAGGCCUUGUCUUUAUUGGGGAAUGGAAGAAUGGACACUUGGAAAGGAAGAUGGGUCAUUUGGCCUGCUUUGCUGGAGGAAUGUUUGCACUUGGAGCAGAUGGUUCCAGAAAGGAUAAAGCUGGUCACUAUUUAGAACUAGGGGCAGAGAUUGCACGAACAUGUCAUGAGUCAUAUGACAGAACUGCAUUAAAACUAGGUCCUGAGUCAUUCAAGUUUGAUGGUGCAGUGGAAGCCGUGGCUGUGCGGCAAGCUGAAAAGUAUUACAUCCUUCGUCCAGAAGUAAUUGAAACCUAUUGGUAUCUAUGGAGAUUCACGCACGACCCAAUAUACAGGCAGUGGGGCUGGGAAGCAGCACUGGCUAUUGAGAAGUAUUGCCGAGUCAGUGGUGGGUUUUCCGGAGUGAAGGACGUGUACUCUCCCACGCCUACACACGAUGACGUGCAGCAGAGCUUCUUUCUCGCUGAGACAUUAAAAUACUUGUACCUGCUGUUCUCUGGCGAUGACCUUCUACCUUUAGACCACUGGGUGUUUAACACAGAGGCCCACCCUCUGCCGGUGUUACAUUUAGCCAACACCACUCUUUCAGGUAACCCUGCUGUUCGAUGAACACAGCUCCAGAAGGACCAUUCUUCCCUGUGUUAUGUUUACAUGGACCACUACAGAAACUGUCUGGAGAGGUGGCUUUUCAAACCUGGACCUCUACAUCAAUAUGCCGGGUGAAACUUCCCUGCAAGACUUUUCACUUGUAGAUAUAUCAACUUUGAAAUUAUUCCAUUUUCUACCUGACCAAAACAUGUUCUGGUACAUGUAGGGCAGAGACCUGAUGUGCUUUGGUUCUUAAUGAGAUGGCCACAUGAGAAACAAUGUCUUAAUCUGUAUUGUUAGUACCAGCCAAGAACACAGAGCACCUUACAGCAUUUAGAGUUGGCUUUCGGAACCAAUUAUACAUUUGUUUCCUCCCACAGUGGAGCAGCUUUCAAAUCAAAUAUUACACAUUGCUUAGCCCCUUUACUCCAUUUUAAUAAUGGAACAAACAAAUGAACAAGAACAGAGGAACAGUGUAACUACCUUGGUAACAAGAAGACUUUUCAAGCUCCUCAUUGGAUUUUUACCAGGCUGGCAACCAUUUCAUUCCCAACCUAGUUCAUUGAAAUCUAUUCAGAUUUAGUUUUUCUCUGGGGGGCAUGAUCUCAUGAAGAAUACUUUUCAAGUCUUUGUCUCCAUAUGGUAUGCUGAACUGGUAUUUAUCAUAACUGCUGCUUAUGAGCCCGAGUGUGGGAGUGUGCAUGUAGCUCACGCUAGUGUUGGUAGCAUGAUGGAAGGUGGGGAAAGUGCCAGUUUGUUGCCUUGAAACCUGUUUCAGAGAAAUCCUUGAUUUUUUUGGUAGGAAAUUAUUCUUCUGAACCAGCAACUCUAUCAAGCAAAAAUUAUGUGCUUUAAUCUCAUAACACAGUUAAUAGAGUCACCUUACAACUUCAUGUGGCUUAGCAAAACUCACUAUAUUGUUAUGCAGCUCUGUAUUUACUAGAACAAGCUGA
This is a messenger RNA of Acomys russatus (golden spiny mouse), 3387 nucleotides long. RefSeq names its product mannosidase alpha class 1A member 2 (gene Man1a2). Gene Ontology annotation, molecular function: mannosyl-oligosaccharide 1,2-alpha-mannosidase activity; calcium ion binding. The transcript has 13 exons. Gene Ontology annotation, cellular component: extracellular exosome; Golgi membrane; endoplasmic reticulum. The record is from RefSeq and is a predicted model, not a curated record. Gene Ontology annotation, biological process: N-glycan processing; carbohydrate metabolic process. NCBI's taxonomy places the organism in Eukaryota, Metazoa, Chordata, Mammalia, Rodentia, Muridae. The coding region runs from base 530 to 2455 and encodes 641 amino acids.